This is a messenger RNA of Limanda limanda (common dab), 372 nucleotides long. RefSeq names its product synuclein-like. Bases 1 to 372 code for a protein of 123 amino acids. The record is from RefSeq and is a predicted model, not a curated record. Lineage: Eukaryota; Metazoa; Chordata; Actinopteri; Pleuronectiformes; Pleuronectidae. Gene Ontology annotation, cellular component: cytoplasm; axon terminus; neuronal cell body. The transcript is spliced from 5 exons. Gene Ontology annotation, biological process: synaptic vesicle endocytosis; chemical synaptic transmission; synapse organization. Gene Ontology annotation, molecular function: cuprous ion binding.
AUGGACGCUCUGAAGAAAGGAUUCUCCAUGGCGAAGGGCGGAGUGGUGUCCGCUGCCGAGAAGACGAAGGCCGGCGUGGAGGAGGCCGCCACCAAGACCAAGGAGGGGGUCAUCUUUGUUGGAAACAAGACGAUGGAGGGAGUCGUGACCGGAGUCAACUCAGUUUCCCAGAAGUCGACUGAACAGGCGAACGUUGUGGCCGACUCUGCCGUCACCGGGGCCAACGAAGUCGCCCAGGCCGCGGUGGAGGGGGUGGAGCAUGCAGCUGUGGCGAGCGGAUUCGUCAGCUCGGAGGAGGCGGGACCAGUGGCUGAGGAGGCCGACCUUCCAAAGACAGAAGCUGAAGGACAAAGCGAAGCCGGCGCACAGUAG